GGCCUCGCGGCUGAGGUGCGACCGCCAUGGCGGGCGGCGGAGGGCCUCGCCGGUGCCGGCGGCUGGAGGCCGAGGCGGCCCGGGCCGUGCUGGCCGCCACCGACACGCUGCUGUUCGACUGCGACGGGGUCCUAUGGAGGGGCGAGGCGGCGGUGAGCGGUGCGGCGGCGGCGCUGGGCCGGCUGGCGGCGGCCGGCAAGCGGCUCUGCUACGUGACCAACAACAGCAGCCGGACGCGUGCGGCCUACACCGAGAAGCUCCGGCGGUUGGGCUUCCCCCCCGCGGAGACACGGAACGUGUUCGGUUCGGCCUACUGCGCCGCCCGCUACCUGCGCCAGGCCCUGCCGCCCGGCGCCGCCGCCUACGUGCUGGGCAGCCCGGCGCUCGCUGCCGAGCUGGAGGCUGUCGGUAUCCCGCACCUCGGGCCCGGCCCCGCCGCCCUGCCCGGCCCGGCGCCCGCUGACUGGGCCCAGGCUCCGCUGGACCCUGCCGUGCGCGCUGUCCUCGUGGGCUUCGAUGAGCACUUCAGCUACGCCAAGCUGUGCCAGGCGCUGCGGUACCUGCUGCGCGGCGGCACCGACUGCCUCCUCGUCGGCACCAACCGGGACAACCGGCUCCCGCUCGAGGGCGGUGCUGCCAUACCCGGGACGGGCUGCCUGGUAAAAGCAGUGGAAACAGCAGCCCAGCGCGAGGCAUUCAUCGUGGGGAAGCCCAACCGGUACAUGUUCGAUUGUGUGGCGAGUGAGUUCAACAUCGACCCUGCUCGUACCAUCAUGGUGGGAGAUAGGCUUGACACAGACAUCCUCAUGGGCAACUCCUGCGGCCUCACCACCCUGCUCACGCUGACCGGGGUCAGCACGCUGGAUGAAGUGAGGGGCCACCAGGACAGCGACUGUCCGACCAGGCAGAGCCUGGUGCCCGAUUACUAUGUCGACAGCAUCUCCGACCUCCUGUCAGCACUGGGGGAGUAGGAGAGCAGAGUGCUUGCAGCCUCUGCACGUACCCUCUUAAUCACCCUGUGACAAUAACUAGCAUAUUACCCGGAGUUAGCAGCCCUUAGCAGCUUUUUAACCUUCGUGUCCUCCCGCUGUGAUUUUGUUUACAUCUCAGUCUUUAAAUGCACUUUGAAGCCAAAAGGGCAUUAGUGUCACCCAUGUUCUGAGGGCUUGGGGCUGUUUUCAAAUGAAUUCUAAGCAACAAUCUAUCCAAAUGUUUAUUGCUCAAUGUCACCUUGUCUUCUAGACUGAGUUGAGGGAAGUAGAGCUGGUUGAUCUGAGGAAAAGAACCCAACAUCUUGUGGUGUGUACUUACCUGGACACAUUGUAACUCAGUCUGGUUUAUUCAGGGAAACCUGGAAUGUUUAGUACCAGCUAUUUUGGGCAAUGCCUGCAGGCUUUGGCAGGUGGCAGGAUUAGUCUUUAGCAGUGGGUUGAGUUUUCUUCUUCCAGCCCAAUGCAGAUGUCACAGAAACUGAAACUCUUUGUUUAUGUGACCACUGCAGAUUGCACUAGUGCAGAUUAGGAUGAUUCCACUCUCACAAUACAAGCAGGGUCUUCGGUCUCACUGUGUUUAUCCAAGUGCUGGGUGUAUGUAUAAAGUACGUGUACAUACAGAGCUACCCCCAUCCUAAAUAUAUAUCACAAUAUAUUUAAAUUAUAAAUUUAAGUAUAGUAUAUGGUAAUAUAUCUUGUUUCCCAGAAGGGAGGAUGAGAAGAAUGUACUUCACUGAUCACAGUAGAUCCAAGCUUUUGCAUUUGGUAAUGCAGAAAGUCUGUACCCACAUAGGACUGUCCUUCACUACUGUUGCUUCCUUGAUAACUGGAUCCAUUAGUACCAAGUUAAUUCUUGUACUUCCCUCAGCAUCCAGAUAGCUCUUUCCUUGGCUUUAGCUGCAGCAUCAGAGGUGAUGCUCGGCAAACGGGAUGGAUCUACCACAGCUUUCCUCUCAAUCCCAAGGCUGUGUGUGAUGGUGGCAUGUGCUUCCUUCAGUACCUGAGGUUCAGCUCUUCCCUGUGGGCCUGGAGCCGGGUGCUUGGCUACAGAGCAGCACUUGCUGGCUCAGGUGAUGAUUCCAGUUUGAUCUUGAGCUGGGUUUGGGUGAUGCACAGCUCUGUCUGUGAUGGCUGGAUCCAAGGACACAGGUGAAAGCUUUUGCAUUACAGAAUUAAGUGACAAAUUAAAUAUGCAAGUAAGCUGCUUUUUUCCAUAGCUUCCACUGUUGGUAGCUGACUUUAAACUGCUUCCUUCCUUCACCUCCCACUGUGCAGCCAGGCAGCUCUGGCAGUGUGUUGGUGCCGUUUCCUUCCAGUCACAACGAGUCACUUGUUUGUAGAGCAAUAACCUUGCAGUUCCCGUUGUCUUUUGGUGUUAACCAGAGUAUUAGCUGAUCCUGUCCAAGGUGUUCCCUUGUGUCGGGAAGCACGGAUUGCCUCUUCCCUUCUCCUCCCUCCAGCUGGAAGCCUGUGGCUGUGUGAAGUCACAGAUAAACCCUUAGAGGUAGAACUCUGGGUUAAUGUGGACAUGGAUAUGAUGGAUUUCCUGCAGGGAGAGAGCCUGGCUUCAGGAUGAGUUCCUGUAUGUGGUGCUUGGAAUGUCAGAAGAUGACAAGUAAAGCAGCAAACACCAGGAGAGGCCUGGCCUGGCUGGAGCCAGCACUGUCCCCACACAAGGGACCUGUUACCUCGAGUUGUGUGUGCUGAAACGUGUGGGUGAAGGUGUCAGCCGUGCUUUGAAACUCUGUGCAACUUCCAAACGGUUUUUAAGCCUCUACUUGAAUUCACAUUAAACUUCAAAACCUGCUUUCCCCAG
This is a messenger RNA of Melopsittacus undulatus (budgerigar), 2808 nucleotides long. It is a transcript of the gene PGP, whose product is annotated as phosphoglycolate phosphatase. Gene Ontology annotation, molecular function: sn-glycerol 3-phosphatase activity. The transcript is spliced from 2 exons. The coding region runs from base 27 to 971 and encodes 314 amino acids. Lineage: Eukaryota; Metazoa; Chordata; Aves; Psittaciformes; Psittaculidae. The record is from RefSeq and is a predicted model, not a curated record.